Molecule: messenger RNA, 1038 nt
Organism: Didymosphaeria variabile
Lineage: Eukaryota; Fungi; Ascomycota; Dothideomycetes; Pleosporales; Didymosphaeriaceae
Exons: 2
Coding region: 1-1038 (345 amino acids)
Molecular function (GO): FAD binding
Source: RefSeq, a predicted model, not a curated record
AUGGGUAUAAUGGCUAUGGGCGAGCAUGAUGAGAAGAGCGAUAACGGAGAGGGAGAAGAAGGCGGGUUCUGCGUCUGGGACAAGAACUUCGGCAAAGUGCUUAAAGUGACGAGUAAAACGCCGGACGGGUGUCCCGUCGCGGGGCUGCGUAUUGCGCGCGCGGAUCUAAGACGGACGCUGGUGGAUGCUGUGGAGGGACUGCCGGGUGUGAGUAUUAGGUGGGGUGAAGGGAUUACGUCUGUGACCUUGGGCGGUUCGACGGCGAAGGGGGAGAACGACUUCCAGAUUACGACAUCGAAGGGGAAUGUCGUCCCGUGUACACUGCUUGUCGCGGCGGAUGGGUCCAGCUCGAAACUUCGCGAGUUCCUCCGCCCGGAUGACGGACUGCACUUCGCUGGCCCAACGUGCAUUUAUGGCGUUACGUCUAUCCGGAAACACCACCCUUCGAAGCGCCACGAUGAGUUCGGCGCCGCGAUAUCAGGCACGGGGACGGCGUGUUUCGUUGCGCCCGUCGAUCGGGAAAAGAUGAUGUGGUCUCUCUCAUGGAUCGUUCCCGCCCCUCCUACGCCCAAGAAACGGCCUUUGAGCGAAGAAGAUGCUGAUGCUUUGCUGAAAGAGGCGAGGGAGAAGGGCAACGUAUUUGGGGAGAAUUACAGGGAGAUGCUGCAGGACACGGAGGUGGAGAGUCUAACGCAGUUCAAUGCGAUGGACAAGCAGCCUUUUGUGCAUUCAGGGGCGUACAUCACCGCUCCGGGUCUUGAGAACCUGAACGGGAGGAUAAUCUUUCUAGGAGACGCGAAUCACGCAGUCUCGCCGUUCGCGGGUAACGGGGCUAAUCUUGCACUCAAGGACGGAUGGGACUUUGCGGAAUCUUUGGCGCACAGUGAGUCUCUGGAAGAAGCGAUUGGGAAGUAUGAUGUGCUGGCUGUUGGGCGUGCGAAGCAAGUUAUACGCAUCAGUCACUUUAGUAUCAUGGUGAUGCACAGUAAGGGAUGGAUGCUGUGGGUCUGGUACGUAUCUCCUGGGAAUUUGUGGUAA